AAUAAAUAUUUAAUCAAGCUUUAAAAUGGGAGAGGGGUUUUUCUGGAGAACACAAACUCGGCUGAAGAUGUAUUUUUUCAUCUCAAUAAUGAUUUUAUGUAAUGUGCAACCGAGCAUGCAGUCAUCUGAUGUCGAUUGCAUUGUCUAUAAUGAGGAAUUCAUGGAGUGCACAUGGACCCACAGUGAAGGGGACGUGAACUCCACCCUGUAUCACUGGUAUAACAAAAAACCACCACAGGAAUGCAAGAGCUACAUUCAACAACAUGGCUACAACGUAGGAUGCUAUUUCUCAACCAGUGAGAUACAACUAUUCAAAAGAUUUUACGUUUUCAGAAAUGGAUCCAGUGGCUCAGGAACUAUUUCAGGAGAACCCCAAUUUUUUUUGCUCCAGGACCAAGUCAAACCAUUUGCUCCUGAGAACCUGGUGGUGAAUGCCACGAAAAAGAACGGGCUCAUCCUGAGUUGGGUUUCCACGAUGCCAAACCUCAAUUGCAUGGAGUUUGAAGUCAGGUACCGGAAUAACAAGGACAAGGAAUGGCAGAAAGCUACUGUCAUGGAAAAAACAAACUUCAAUUUGGCAAGUGUGGAUCCAGAGAAGCUCUACACCUUUCAAGUGAAAAGCAAGGUUAACAAAUACUGCGGCAUGACAAAAUUGUGGAGUGAGUGGAGUCUCCCUGUUUACUGUCGGAGAAACAACAUCCAACCAGAUGUCAAUUGCAUUGUCUAUAAUGAGGAAUUCAUGGAGUGCACAUGGACCCACAGUGAAGGGGACGUGAACUCCACCCUGUACCAUUGGUAUAGGAAUGAACCACCACAGGAAUGCAAGAGCUACAUUCAACAACAUGGCUACAACGUAGGAUGCUAUUUCUUAGCCAGUGAGAUACAACUAUUCAAAACAUUUUACGUUUUCAGAAAUGGCUCGGGAACUAUUUCAGGAAAACCCCAAACGUUUCAGCUCCAGGACCAAGUCAAACCCUUUGCUCCUGAGAACCUGGUGGUGAAUGCCGCGAAAAAGAACGGACUCAUCCUGAGUUGGGUUUCCACGAUGCCAAACCUCAAUUGCGUGGAGUUUGAAGUCAGGUACCGGAAUAACAAGGACAAGGAAUGGCAGAAAGUUACUGUCAUGGAAAAAACAAACUUCAAUUUGGCAAGUGUGGAUCCAGAGAAGCUCUACACCUUUCAAGUGAAAAGCAAGGUUAACAUAUACUGCGGCACGACAAAAUUGUGGAGUGAGUGGAGUCUCCCUGGUUACUGGUGGAGAAACAACAUCCAAACAGAUGUCGAUUGCAUUGUCUAUAAUGAGGAAUUCAUGGAGUGCACAUGGACCCACAGUGAAGGGGACGUGAACUACACCCUGUAUCACUGGUAUAGGAAUGAACCACCACAGGAAUGCAAGAGCUACAUUCAACAACAUGGCUACAACGUAGGAUGCUAUUUCUCAUCCAGUGAGAUACAACAAUUCAAAAGAUUUUACGUUUCCAUAAAUGGAUCCAGUGGCUCAGGAACUAUUUCAGGAGAACCCCAAAAGUUUCAGCUCCAGGACCAAGUCAAACCCUUUGCUCCUGAGAACCUGGUGGUGAAUGCCACGAAAAAGAACGGGCUCAACCUGAGUUGGGUUUCCACGAUGCCAAACCUCAAUUGCGUGGAGUUUGAAGUCAGGUACCGGAAUUACAAGGACAGGAAAUGGCAGAAAGCCACUGUCAUGCAACAAACAGACUUCAAUUUGGUAAGUGUGGAUCCAGAGAAGCUCUACACCUUUCAAGUGAAAAGCAAGAUUAACAAAUACUGCGGCACGACAAGAUUGUGGAGUGAGUGGAGUCUCCCUCUUUACUGUCGGAGAAACGACAUCCAACCAGAUGUCGAUUGCAUUGUCUAUAAUGAGGAAUUCAUGGAGUGCACAUGGACCCACAGUGAAGGGGACGUGAACUCCACCCUGUAUCACUGGUAUAACAAAAAACCACCACAGGAAUGCAAGAGCUACAUUCAACAACAUGGCUACAACGUAGGAUGCUAUUUCUCAACCAGUGAGAUACAACUAUUCAAAAGCUUUUACGUUUUAAGAAAUGGAUCCAGUGGCUCAGGAGAUAUUUCAAGAGAACCCCAAAAGUUUCAGCUCCAGAACCAAGUGAAACCCUUUGCUCCUGGGAACCUGGUGGUGAAUGCCACUGAGAACAAUGGGCUUCUCCUGAGUUGGGACAUCUCGACGCUACGAGUCCAGUGCCUGGAUUUUGAAGUCAGGUACCGGAACAUGGACAGGGAAUGGCAGAAAGCUACUCUCUUGCGACAAACACACUUCAAUUUGCCAAGUGUGGAUCCAGAGAAGCUCUACACCUUUCAAGUGAAAAGCAAGGUUAACUUUUUCUGCGCCACGGCAAAAUUGUGGAGUGAGUGGAGUCUCCCUGUUUACUGGGGGAAAUCUAAUACAGAUACACCGCUUCCAGAAAUCUUCGGCAUGUUCAAAUGCGAAAUGAGUCGUAUGAAGUGAAACACUCCCAGCUGAGGAUAUUCCACAAUGUGCAUCACUUCAAGUGUCCAAAGGAAAGUGGAUGCCAACAUUAAGGAACAACGAUUUCUCUGCUCCUGAUUUUAAUUUUCAGAGGGUCAUUGAUAUAUGCUUGCAGCCUAAAAAAGCAAAGAUGGCACAAUGACUUUCAUUAUUUCCCCACUCACAAUGACGCUUGCUUGAAGACUAUGUACAUUAUUUUUAAUCGCAUCUGCACAGAACAUCAUCACAUACUGUAGCUGUCUGCUCUAACAGUCCUUGCUGGCCUCUCUGCUCCACAGGCAAUUGACAAUGAAAGUUACAACAGUGAUUAUCUAACACCUUUCACCGAUUUUAUCCAAGUAUUUACAUAAAGUGGACAAUAUCCUCUAGUUGCCAGUAACACCAGUUUCAAAAACAAAAAGAACGUGUGUGACACGGUGGUGCAACAAUAGAGUUGCUGCCUUUCAGUGCCGGAGACCCGGGUUCAAUCCCGACUACGGGUGCUGUCUGUAUGGAGUUGUACCUUCUCCCCGUGACUGAGUGGGUUUUCUCCGAGACCAUGGUG
This is a messenger RNA of Amblyraja radiata (thorny skate), 3050 nucleotides long. RefSeq lists its product as uncharacterized. Gene Ontology annotation, molecular function: cytokine receptor activity; protein binding. The transcript is spliced from 19 exons. Lineage: Eukaryota; Metazoa; Chordata; Chondrichthyes; Rajiformes; Rajidae. Gene Ontology annotation, biological process: cytokine-mediated signaling pathway. The coding region runs from base 26 to 2485 and encodes 819 amino acids. The record is from RefSeq and is a predicted model, not a curated record. Gene Ontology annotation, cellular component: external side of plasma membrane; membrane.